Molecule: messenger RNA, 993 nt
Organism: Triticum turgidum subsp. durum (durum wheat)
Lineage: Eukaryota; Viridiplantae; Streptophyta; Magnoliopsida; Poales; Poaceae
Source: the annotation of a GenBank genome assembly
AUGGCUUCCUCGCGCGCCGCCGCCGGGCCCUUCGCGCUCUGCAUUCUGCUGCUCGCGUCCCCGGCCGUCUCCGCCACGUUCCUGUUCGACGGCGGGAAGUCGGCGGCGAAGAGCAAGGGCAAGGGCAAGGAGGCGGUCGACGUGGAGUGGCGGCCGGCCACCGCGACGUGGUACGGCGAAGCCGAGGGCGACGGCAGCACCGGGGGGGCGUGCGGGUACGGGACGCUGGUGGACGUGGUGCCGAUGAAGGCGCGGGUGGGGUCGGUGAGCCCGGUGCUGUUCAAGGGCGGCGAGGGGUGCGGCGCCUGCUACAAGGUCCGGUGCCUCGACCACGGCAUCUGCUCGCGCCGCGCCGUCACCGUCAUCGUCACCGACGAGUGCCCCGGCGGCGGCCUCUGCGGCGGCGGCAACACGCACUUCGACCUCAGCGGCGCCGCCUUCAGCAGGAUGGCCGUCGCCGGCGCCGGGGCGCACCUGCGCGACCGUGGGCAGCUCAAGGUGAUCUACCGAAGGGACGGCGUGCAAGUACGGCGGGAAGAACAUCGCGUUCCAUGUGAACGAGGGGUCGACGAGCUUCUGGCUCUCGCUGCUCGUCGAGUUCGAGGACGGCGAGGGCGACAUCGGCUCCAUGCAGCUCAAGCAGGCGAACUCGGCGAAGUGGCUGGACAUGAAGCACGUGUGGGGCGCCACGUGGUGCCUCUACGGGGGCCCCACGGCGGGCCCAUUCUCCGUGAGGCUGACGACGCUGUCCGCACCCAAGACGCUCACGGCCCGGGACGUCAUCCCCAGGAACUGGGCGCCCAAGGGCACCUACUCCUCCCGCCUCAACUUCGACGCCUCGCUCUGAUCGACCUUCAUCACAGCCGGGCCACGUUUUAUCGGCCCGGGAUGGAGCGAAGGCAGGCCCACAUGGCGUUCUGCUGGAACUGGACGUACGUAGAUUGUGUUUUGUUGCAGGUUAAUCGGUCUGAUGAUCACCUAGUCGUAAGCUAG